Paecilomyces variotii is the source of this 1068-nucleotide messenger RNA. RefSeq lists its product as hypothetical. The coding region runs from base 227 to 787 and encodes 186 amino acids. Gene Ontology annotation, biological process: translation. NCBI's taxonomy places the organism in Eukaryota, Fungi, Ascomycota, Eurotiomycetes, Eurotiales, Thermoascaceae. The record is from RefSeq and is a predicted model, not a curated record. The transcript is spliced from 3 exons. Gene Ontology annotation, cellular component: mitochondrion.
GCUUUAGUGCGGUAGCCUAUUGAUAAAUUCGAGACAUCUGGACCGUACAUACAUACAGAACCUUGGCCAUGUAUCGUUGGGUUAGUGAGUGAAGGCGUUGUGAGUUAUUGAUGCCGCUUUGCGUACAGACCUCUGAAGCAGCGGGCUAGAUCAGAUCCCAAAACAUCAGAAUAAUGCGGGAGUUUGUCCAGAAAAUAGAGACGUAAAUCAAGCUCGACAACGAGAGAUGUUGAAGUUGGGAGUUCCUGGCCAAGGGAUGUAUAGCCACGUGACUUCAUCUCGCGAUGAACUUCUUUGGCCGCGGAGCCGGAGAGCUUUCGGAGCGACAAGAAACAUUUUGCGCCUUGCGCUACGCAACAGACAAUUCGUCGAGCUGAGAAUUCAUAUCUCUCCUGAGAUACCUGCUCAGCGCCUUCGCUUCAGUCUAUUCGACGGGCCUGUUGAGUCGGGGACUUCUGGAUUCACUUGGAGGUUUCAACGAAAUCGCUUUUCGGGGCUCGGCCUCAAUCCGUCCUGUCCUCUCAGAUCAAUUCACAUUCACACUAAUCACAAUGGCGAAGAAAGGUUUGUAUAUUUCCAGCCAGAACUGGCUUCCUUGUCUAGGAUAUUGUCGGCCUCUAAGUCGCGCACUGUCACCGUCCGCCUGAUCUCCAUGGCAAUGACUGGCUUCUACCGAACAAUGAUCCGACCGCGUACACAUCGUCCACUGAGCAUGUUGAAAUACGAUCCGGUCGUGAAGAAGAAGGUGCUCUUCCUCGAGGCGACAAAGGGAGGAAAGGCAAAAUAAACGAGCUUGUGGUGUAUGGAUAGUUAGUCGGCCAAUUGGGUGAAGACAUUAAGCCAGGAUGGGACGCAUAAACCGCAGCCAUUCUUGAGGAAAUGGGCGAGUUGAUCUUCCCUGUCUAUUGUCAGUACCCUUGACCGAGUUCUCCGUUUCUCGAGAUGGAUUGGGUAUUCACCCAAAGUGAUUUAUUGUACAUUGUACGACUACGGCUGUGAGAGCGACGGAUCAUCUCCUUCGAAGAGUCGUGCGUGUGCCGCAUUAAGAAGUCUCAUCCCUGACUCUAU